AUGAGGGGUCUAUCGCUCAGCUGCAUUCUAACAUGCCUUUUGCUCGCCGUCUUCCUGCCCUUUCUCUCUGAAGCCGCGGUGGUGCGGCUUCAGCGCAUCAAGAUCUUCCAGACGCAUGACCUACCCUUCUGGAAGCCAUCCGUGUACUUCCAAUGCGAGGGAGAACCCAAGCACCAGCUCGACGGUGUGGUGGAAGCAAACGUGGACUACAAUUUCACUCUGCAUGAGCCCUUUCAGCCCUUGACAGAGCUCACGGAGGGCCACUGCAAGCAGUGUGGUUUCUACGACGCGGACACGUUGACAGAGGACGAUGCGUUUGACCGCUUCAACCUGUGCCCCCUGGACUUCGCUCCCGCGCCAUCUGGCCGCCUCACUCGGCUCGUGGAAAACGAGCUGAAUGUGACGUUUGUCUGCCCUCAUUGCAACUCUGACAGAACCUCACGGUCCUCUGGAGAUGAGUUUGAGGGCACAGACACCAACAAUGUGAAUCUACUGAACGUUUUCCUCAUAGUGAUUGCCGUUGUUACUGGCAUCAGCUGCCUCACUGGCCUUCUUGCCUUUUGGCUGAAAUCUGGAGCUUGGCCACUCUUCAGACGACGGAUGGACAGCGACACAGCGAAGUUUAUGGAGAUGUUUGACGAGGAGGAUGAGCUCCUAGAUGGAGAUGAUGAAAGUGGCGGAGAUGUUGAAAUGGGAGAAGCAGCUGCAUCAGGCCGACAUGGACCUCAUUACCGGGACGACUAA
Molecule: messenger RNA, 744 nt
Organism: Closterium sp. Naga37s-1
Lineage: Eukaryota; Viridiplantae; Streptophyta; Zygnematophyceae; Desmidiales; Closteriaceae
Source: the annotation of a GenBank genome assembly